This is a messenger RNA of Hyalella azteca, 3859 nucleotides long. Its product is annotated as transcription factor Sp8. Gene Ontology annotation, biological process: regulation of transcription by RNA polymerase II. Bases 155 to 2497 code for a protein of 780 amino acids. The record is from RefSeq and is a predicted model, not a curated record. The transcript is spliced from 14 exons. NCBI's taxonomy places the organism in Eukaryota, Metazoa, Arthropoda, Malacostraca, Amphipoda, Hyalellidae. Gene Ontology annotation, molecular function: DNA-binding transcription factor activity, RNA polymerase II-specific; RNA polymerase II cis-regulatory region sequence-specific DNA binding.
UCCACACUCAAAUCUUCGCUGCGUCGCAGACGUGUGGUUGGAAGGUGCAUUUAUUAUUUCUACGUCAAAAGUGAAGAUCGUUCAUCUGUUGAGUAAUAUUGCUAUUCAGACUCGAAACAUAUUGUUUGGGUAAUCAUAAGCUAUUAAUUGAAAAAUGAAGCAAGAAAACGGAGUGCAACAAAACGAAACGAAAUUUGAAAUUCCAUCCUGCAGUCCAGUGUCUUCUUCAUUCUUGGCAGGCUACACUUCAAACUUGGUGGCAUCCCCAAUCACAGUAUCAGCUGGAGAUGUUGCUCAAGGACAGAUCAUCUCGGCCAAUGGCCAGACAUAUUCUGUCAUGCCUCAGGCUGCAGUUCAGAUGCAGACCAUCACCAUUGAUGGCCAGGAAAUUCUCUACAUACCUUCUGGCAUGCAAGCAGCUCAAGCUCACCAGCAAAUGGCAGUGCAGCUGGGAGGUACAACACAGGCGCUACUUGCACCCAAUGGGCAGCUGAUGCGCGCCACGUCGGUGCCCUCCAUCAUACAGGGCACUGUGCAGCAGCAGCAGCAACAACAGCAGCAACAACAACAACAGCAGCAGCAAUUACAACAGCAGCAGUUACAGCAGCAACAGAUGCAGCAACUACAGCAACAGUUGCAGCUUCAGUUUCAACAACAACAACAGACUGUGGGCGCUGCUGGCCAAUUGGGAUCACAGAUCAUCCAGCUGGGAGUGGGAGGGAUGGGUCAGACCAUCCCCCUGCAGGUGCCCGUGUCAGGAGCUGGAGGAGGCAGUGUACUGCAAACUAUCCCCCUGCAGCUGCCCUUUGUGCAGAACAUGAUGGCUGGCACCACAGCCACCGCCCAGGGCAUCCAAGUCUUCCCACAACUAGCCCAGAUGUCACCACAGCCUCAGCUGGCGCACAUAGUUCUGCCUAACGGGCAGCUGCAGCAGGUGCAGAUCAUGGCGGCAGCAGCACCUGCUGGCCUCACCAGCGCUGCAGGAGUAGUUUCCUUUGGACAACUUGCUGGCGCUGGAGGCUUGGUGGCAACCAACAAUGGGGGUGUUGUGAGUGGCUCGACGGGGGCUGGGGUCACCUGGACCACCACAGCCUCCACGACUCCGUCACUGGGUGUGCCCGGAGGGUCGCCCUCGCAAGAGGAAAAGCCUCUUGAUGCUCUCGCUGCCACCACUGCAAGCGCCGUCCAGCAGCAGAUACUCACCAACGUGGCUGCUGCUCACGCGCAGGUGAACGGCGGCACUGGGCCUGGUGCCAGCAGUCAGGCAGCUCAGCAGCAGGUCGCUACUUCUGUUCCCCGUAAUACGUCAAACACCAGUCAACAACAGCAGCAACAGCAACAACAACAGCAGCAGCAGCAGCAACAACAACAACAACAGCAGCAGCAGCAGCAACAACAACAACAGCAGCAACAACAAGCGGCAGCCUUAGCAGCUCAGCAGCAAUUGGCGGCAGCGGCUGCAGGACAAGGCCUGCAGAUGCCGUCCCUGCAGGUGAUGCAGCCUGGGCAGCUCUUCCACCACAUCCCUGGCAUCGGACAUGUGCAAGUGGUGAGCGCGGCAAAUCUCUCUUCGCUGGCCGGAGGACUGCCCAUCUCCCUGGCAACACUGCAGCAGACGGCAGCUGCAGGCGCUCCCCCUGGCACCAUCUUGGCCGCCCAGCAGCCACAGCAGACGAGCAUCACCACUGCCGGCACGCCACUGCAGGGGCACUUGCUGCCAGGAGGCGCUCAGAUCAUAAGCCUGCCUGGUGAUGGUGUGGACGGAACCAGCAAGUGGGGAAUCUUCUCCCCCUCUGCCCAGCUGGUCUCCCCCCUCCCCACCGUUGCGAGCUCCCCGGUCACGACUAUCGCGCAGCAGCAGCAACAGCAACAACUCCUCGUCACCAACGUCGCCAACACUCUAGCGGGCGUGCCACAAGCAUCUGAUCCCCUCCAGUUGGAAGAAGAGCUUACUGAGCCGCGCACGCGUCUGAAGAGGGUGGCUUGCACUUGCCCCAACUGCCGCGACGGGGGCAUUAACAACGAACGCGGGGAGCCAAGCAGCAGCAACGGCCUGGGCUCGACCAAAAGACGUCAGCACAUCUGCCACAUCCCGGGCUGUAACAAAACUUACGGCAAGACUUCCCAUCUCAGAGCCCAUCUACGGUGGCAUGCUGGCGAUCGUCCCUUCGCCUGCUCCUGGAUGUUCUGCACUAAACGCUUCACGCGUUCUGACGAGCUGCAGAGACACAAACGCACGCACACCGGAGAGAAACGCUUCAAUUGUACAGAAUGUGACAAGAAAUUCAUGCGGUCCGAUCAUCUCUCCAAGCACAUCAAAACUCACUCAGCCAAGAAGUCUAGCGCACCUUCAGUGGUGGAAAGUUCCGACAGCAGCGGCCACUCAUCAGACAAUGACGGCGACAGCAAGAUGCUGAUCACGCUCCCUCCUGACGCCGGCGGUGACCCCCUCAGCAUUCCGGUCACUCUCGCUGAUGACGCAUCGUCCUCUCAGUGAACGUACCUCAAUUAAUAAAGCUUAUAUAUUUAAGUGUAGAAUAUCUUUUACGUCUCGAUGAUCUGCUCAAAUGUCGUGUAAAAAUUUUCGUUAGUUACAAGCAUUUGUGAAUGUAGAAUCUUGAUCAAUUCUUAAGCUUAUUCAAUUAUUCACUGGACAAAUAUUUGUUUAUGAUAAGACAAUACAAUAAGAACUUUUAUGAAUUGAAUUGAGUUUGUUAACUAAAUGCUAAUUAACAAGAAAACUAACUGUGCGUUGAAGUAACGUGUGAAAAAUUUUAACUGAGAGGUUGAAAUGUUGAUAUAUCAUUGUUACUUCGAAAAACACUUGCAGUUUUCCAGCAGUUUGCUAGAUUCUCUAGCCCCUAAUCACUACUUUUGAAUUUAAAGUGAAUUGCUGUAUUUUGGGGAGGUCUCACUGCCACGUGCGGGCGGCCUCACUGCCGCGUGAUAUGCUUUAUUGCGAUAGGGUACGCAUUAAAGUGUCAUUCAAAGGCAUGAGUUCGCUAUGCAUACAUUCGGUAUCCUGGUUGGUGAUGGGAGCUCCUGUCCCAAAUAUUAUAUUAGAAACAAACGCGUUGCACACGCUGCAUCACGACGCUUCGUUGGCAGCUGCUAUGGAAUCUUAUUUUCAUAUGUUAUUCAUGCGUGCUACGGCAAGGAAGAUCAUUCGAGUUCCCGCUGAAUAUUGUGUUAAAGGCAAGAAAUUUGCUUCAAUAUGCUGGUGUGAAAUGUGUGUAAAAUGUUCAUUUAAAAUUUGUGUACAGUGUUUUGUAAUUUUAUUCGGAUUGAAUCAAGUUUCGUUGGUCGUGUUUUACGUUUACAUCCAAUAAAUCCGUGUACUCUAGUCGUGCCCCAGGUGAUGUUACAGCGAACCGAACUUUGAGUUAGUUUUAUGAAUAUUCAUGCAAGAAUAUUAACACGGUUGUUGGUGGUCAUAGAUUCAGGUCUUUGUUGACUAUUCGAAGCUGACUUUGUUUCCGCGUUGCAUCCUUGAUCUCCGUAUGAUGUACACGCGUACAUUUUGAGGGUGAAGUGGACAAAGCUUCGAUCUGACAAACUCUGAUGUAAAUUGUGUGUUAGUUACCGGCGGUGCAGCUGGCGUCUCUACACAUUUCUAAUUAGAAAAAUCAAACGUAUAGUUAUGGAAGUUAUGACGAUUUUAACUCGUUUCGUCCGAAAAAGAACCUCCCAAGUUCUAUCUGUUUCUUUUGUGCGCAAAUCGCUAUUUUAUGUUAUUAUAAACAUUUUGUACAGAUUUUUCAUCUUCUACUGGCUAGGCCUAGUCUUGCUAUCAAGUCACGUGUACCUGAUCAACAUAUUCUUCACGAUAAAUAUCGUUGAAUUUAAAUGAUUUCAUUUG